AUGGGACAGGGCAGCAGCGCCCUCCUGCUACUGGCACUCACCCUGAUCUGCACCUGCAGGCUGGCCAUGGGGGAGGACCACAACGAGUCUUUCAUCGACUUCCUGCAAACGUUGCUGGUGGGGUCCGCAGAGGAGCUCUAUGAGGGGCCCCUGGGCAAGUACGACGUCAGUGCAGAUGCCAAGGCAGCGGUGACCGAGCUCAAGUCCUGCAUAGAUGGCCUGCAGCCCAUGCACAAGGCGGAGCUGGUCAAGCUGCCGGGGCAAGCCCUGGGCAGUCAGGACGAUGCCUAG
Messenger RNA from Balaenoptera ricei (Rice's whale), 291 nucleotides. RefSeq names its product secretoglobin family 1C member 1 (gene SCGB1C1). The transcript has 5 exons. NCBI's taxonomy places the organism in Eukaryota, Metazoa, Chordata, Mammalia, Artiodactyla, Balaenopteridae. The record is from RefSeq and is a predicted model, not a curated record. Bases 1 to 291 code for a protein of 96 amino acids.